Sesamum indicum (sesame) is the source of this 2033-nucleotide messenger RNA. It is a transcript of the gene LAC7, whose product is annotated as laccase 7. Gene Ontology annotation, biological process: lignin catabolic process. Gene Ontology annotation, molecular function: copper ion binding; hydroquinone:oxygen oxidoreductase activity. Lineage: Eukaryota; Viridiplantae; Streptophyta; Magnoliopsida; Lamiales; Pedaliaceae. The record is from RefSeq and is a predicted model, not a curated record. Gene Ontology annotation, cellular component: apoplast.
UAAAUCUCUCAAGUACUACUUUGUACUCAUGUGCUUGACAAUUUAAUUUCUUCCAUAUUAUCAAUAUAUAUAUAUAUAUAUAGCAGUGAUCAAUGGCGGCACGCCCUCGGCUCUUUCUUGCAUUCGCCUUCGCUCUUUUGGCUACUUCAUCAUUUGCUUCAGCUGCCAUCGUUGAGCAUUCGUUUCAUGUGAAAAAUCUGACAGUGAAUCGGCUAUGCAGAAAUCAAGUUAUCACUGCAGUGAACGGCAGUCUUCCGGGGCCAACGCUUCGAGUAAAAGAGGGUGACACCCUUGUCGUCCACGUUUUUAACAAGUCGCCUUACAACCUGACUAUUCAUUGGCAUGGAAUUUUGCAACUAUUCAGCGGGUGGGCUGAUGGGCCGGAGUAUGUGACCCAGUGCCCGAUCCGGCCCGGACAGAGUUACUCCUACAGAUUUAACGUAACCAGGCAAGAGGGGACUCUUUGGUGGCAUGCACACUCUCAAUGGCUCCGGGCCACGGUUUAUGGAGCCCUAAUUAUCCGCCCCAGAUCCGGUCGCUCAUAUCCGUUUCCAAAGCCACAUAGGGAAGUCCCAAUUCUCCUUGGGGAGUGGUGGAAUGAUAAUGUUGUCGAUGUGGAGAAUCAAGCGACUGCCACCGGAGCUCCACCUAUUGACUCCAAUGCUUUUACUAUUAAUGGCUGGCCCGGAGACCUCUACCCAUGCUCAUCAAGGCACACAUAUAGGUUACAAGUGGUGCACGGAAAGACAUAUCUUCUCCGCAUAAUCAACGCUGCACUCAAUAACCAGCUAUUUUUCAAAAUAGCAAAUCACGAAAUGACAGUGGUAGGAGUCGACGCUUCUUAUACAAACCCAUACAUCACCGACGUCGUUGUAGUUGCUCCGGGCCAGACCGUCGACGCCCUCUUGACAGCCGAUCAAACGCCGGGGCGAUACUACAUGGCAGCAAAUCCCUACGUUAGUUUAGCAGGUGUUGCAGCAGUCAACGGCACAACCACCGGCAUCAUAGUCUACGAAGGAACCACAGCAUCCAGGCCCAUAAUGCCUGUCCUUCCGGCCUUCAAUGACACCCCGACGGCCCACAAAUUUUUCAGCAAUAUAACUGGGCUAGUUAGCAGCCCAUUCUGGACAGGAGUCCCCCGUCAAAUCGACGAACACAUGUUCGUGACUGUGGGUGCCAACCUUGUUGCUUGUGAUGCUCCAGGGAAUGCCUCUUGUCAAGGCCCGUUUGGGCUAAAGCUUGCCGCCAGCAUGAACAACGCAUCUUUCCAACUACCCACCAAGUUGUCGAUGCUUGAGGCGUUUUUCAGGAAUGUUGAUGGGAUAUACACCACUGAUUUUCCCGACACUCCGCCACUGCAAUUCGACUACACGAACGCGAGUAACAGCUUCAAUCAGGCGCUCCUGAUAACAACGAAAUCCACCAAAGUGAAGAAAGUGAAGUUCAAUGCGACGGUCCAAGUUGUGUUGCAGAAUACUGCUUUACUUGGGGUGGAAAGUCACCCUAUUCACCUGCACGGCUUCAAUUUCCAUGUCCUGGCUCAAGGUUUCGGCAACUACAAUCCCGCAAUUGUUGCUGAAAACUUCAACUUGGUGAAUCCACAAGAGCGUAACACCAUUGCUGUUCCCGUGGGAGGAUGGGCCGUUAUUAGAUUCCGCGCAAACAACCCAGGUGUGUGGUUUAUACAUUGCCAUUUGGACGUGCACUUGCCUUGGGGUUUAGCUACAGCUUUCGUUGUGGAAAAUGGGCCGACGCCAGAAACAAGUCUCCCUCCACCUCCUCUAGAUUUUCCCAAAUGCUGAUUAUGUUGCGAAAAAAUGUUAAUUUAUUCCAUUGUUAGAGUUAUCUAUCUACCAAUUGGUGGUUUAUUAGUUGUAGCCUUGAUUUUCUUUUUCUAUUGUUAUUUUUUAAAUGUAUCAUAAUAAAGUCGUCACACUGUAAGCAUUUUCUUUUGGUCUUAUUUGUUUAAAUUUGAUUUGUGAGGCAGUCAAUCCUUCAUAAUUUUUUUAUUUAUAUACAUUAAUUGAAUACUU